AUGACAUUGGGAGGAGAUGAGAUGACAACCAGGCAUAUAGAGGAUACAGUGGAUUAUGGGACUCAGGAACAUGGUCAUGUUCAGGGGUCCAUUGCAGCAGAUAGACCGAGGAGAGUAAUUCGUUGGCCAGCUAGGCUUCAGCUUCAAAAGGAAGCGGUUUCAGGAGAUGUGGAAAAUUUACCAAAAUACAGAGGCAUGUUAGGCACUGUAUCUACAAUUGCUAGAGAAGAAGGCUUGGCAAUACUUUGGAAGGGUAUUGUGCCAGGAUUACAUCGUCAAUGUGUAUUUGGAGGCCUACGGAUUGGACUGUGUGAGCCGGUUAAAUCCUUGUAUGUUGGUGAGAAUUUCGUUGGAGAUAUUCCUCUAACCAAGAAAAUACUUGCUGGUCUUACAACUGGUGCUAUAGCAAUAACAGUCGCUAAUCCAACUGAUUUGGUGAAAGUACGACUUCAAGCUGAAGGCAAGCUAUUUGAAGAAUCCUAA
Asparagus officinalis (garden asparagus) is the source of this 483-nucleotide messenger RNA. Its product is annotated as mitochondrial uncoupling protein 1-like. Gene Ontology annotation, molecular function: oxidative phosphorylation uncoupler activity. Gene Ontology annotation, biological process: mitochondrial transmembrane transport. NCBI's taxonomy places the organism in Eukaryota, Viridiplantae, Streptophyta, Magnoliopsida, Asparagales, Asparagaceae. The record is from RefSeq and is a predicted model, not a curated record. The transcript is spliced from 4 exons. The coding region runs from base 1 to 483 and encodes 160 amino acids.